Anopheles darlingi is the source of this 3181-nucleotide messenger RNA. RefSeq names its product exosome complex exonuclease RRP44 (gene Dis3). The record is from RefSeq and is a predicted model, not a curated record. Lineage: Eukaryota; Metazoa; Arthropoda; Insecta; Diptera; Culicidae. The transcript has a single exon. Gene Ontology annotation, cellular component: nuclear exosome (RNase complex); cytoplasmic exosome (RNase complex). Bases 120 to 3062 code for a protein of 980 amino acids. Gene Ontology annotation, molecular function: 3'-5'-RNA exonuclease activity; endonuclease activity; RNA binding. Gene Ontology annotation, biological process: rRNA catabolic process.
AGUGGGGUUUUGUCGAAAACACGCUUUCCAUCGAACAACCGGAAAAGAAACAGUUUAAGGAUUAAUUUUGUUUGGUUUAUAUUUGUCCGCGCCUUAAGAAUCCCAGGAACUUAGCCAUCAUGUUAACAAACAAGGUGUUUAUGAAGAAAACCAAACGCGGGAACAUCCUAAAGAUUGUCCGUGAACACUACCUGCGCGAUGAUAUCUGGUGCGGUUCCGGUGCCUGCCGAAAGUGUCCGCUAUCCGAGAACGACAUCGUACUGGACGGUGUUCCCGAGUCGCUAAGUGAACAAUAUGCCUUCCCCCACUAUCUGCUGCUGGACACGAACAUCAUCCUCUACCAGAUGGACCUGCUGGAGGAAUCGGUGGUCCGCAACGUGAUUAUCCUUAACACCGUCUUGGACGAGGUGAAACAUCGCAGUGCAGUGAUGUAUAAGCGGCUGAAAGCGGUCAUCUCGAACCCCAGUCGCAAGUUUUACACCUUCGUGAACGAGCACCACAAGGAUACGUACGUUGAGCGUAUGCCGGGAGAAUCGGCCAACGAUCGGAACGAUCGUAUGAUCCGUAUGGCGGCCGGAUGGUACGAGAAGCAUCUGAAAUCCACCGGCCCGAAGGGACAGUCCCUUCGGAUCGUUCUUUUGUCCGAUGAUGUUGAUAAUCGCAACAAAGCGAUCGACCAGGGGUUAAUUGCAUGCUCGGCAGCGGAUUAUAUCAAGACUGCCCGAUCGGAGUAUGCUAAUCUGUUGGAUAAAAUUAGCCAACGGGAAGGUGGCGGCGAGACGAAGGAACCACUCUUCCCAUCCCACCUGACGGCCUCACAGAUCCACCAAGGCAUCAAGAACGAGAGCCUGCUGCAGGGUGCCUUUUUGGCUUCGCGAGAAAACUAUCUAGAAGGGUACGUCCGCGUGGAGGGUAUCGAAAAGCCGGUCCUUAUCCAAGGACGAUUGAACUUAAACCGUGCCGUAGAUGGCGAUGUCGUUGCCAUAGAGAUGCUGCCCGAACGAGAGUGGAAAGCACCAAGCGAUGUUGUGCUGGUAGAUGAACAGAAUGAUCCGGGUGAUUUAAUCGAACCGGAUCCCUCUUUCAGUGCCAGUGCCAGUGCCGUGGCGAAGGAACUGCUGGAACCGACGGCCAAGGUGGUUGGCAUUAUUAAGCGCAAGUGGCGACAGUAUUGUGGCAUUCUGCUACCGAGCCACAUUCAAGGCACCACGCGGCACAUCUUUGUGCCGGCAGAACGGAAGAUACCGCGAAUUAGGAUUGAAACGCGCCAAGCGGCCACAUUACUGUCACAACGCAUCAUCGUAGCCAUCGAUCAGUGGCCUCGCCAUUCACGCUACCCACAGGGUCACUUUGUGCGCGCGCUCGGACCAAUCGGUUCGAAGGAGACGGAAAACGAAGUCAUUCUGCUGGAACAUGACGUCCCACACAAUCGAUUUUCCGAGGAAGUGCUCGCCUGUCUGCCGCAGCUUCCAUGGACUAUCACUCCGGAAGAUCUUAAACGGCGUGUUGAUCUGCGCGACAUCACCAUCUGCUCAGUGGAUCCCCCGGGUUGUACGGAUAUCGAUGAUGCGCUGCACGCUCGCCGUUUACCGAAUGGCAACAUUGAAGUUGGUGUUCACAUUGCAGACGUUAGCCACUUCAUACGGCCAUGUAAUGCACUCGAUCGUGAAGCUGCCAGCCGUGCCACUACUGUCUAUCUGGUGGACAAACGUAUCGACAUGGUGCCGGAGCUGCUUAGCUCCAAUCUGUGCUCAUUGCGGGGCGGCGAAGAACGAUUCGCAUUCUCCUGUGUCUGGGAGCUGGAUGAUGAAGCGAAUGUGCUGCACGUAAAGUUCCACAAAAGUGUGAUCAAAUCGAAAGAAGCACUCACGUACGAACAGGCACAGCUAAUCAUUGACGAUCGCUCGCAAACGAACGAUGUGGCCGUUUCGCUCCGUUUGCUGAACCGAUUGGCGAAGAAUUUGAAACGGCGACGAACGGAGAACGGAGCUUUAGUGCUUGCAUCACCGGAAAUCCGUUUUCAUGUCGAUAGCGAAACGCACGAUCCUAUCGAUGUGAAAGCGAAGCAACUGCUCGACACCAACUCGAUGGUAGAGGAGUUCAUGUUACUAGCCAACGUAUCGGUAGCGGAGAAGAUUGAGAGUGAGUUCCCUGAAUGUGCGAUGCUUCGGCGGCAUCCACAGCCACCGCAAACCAACUUUGAGCAGCUGGUUAAGGCUGCGCAACAUCAGGGAUUCAAGAUUAUAACGACCACCGGCAAAGAGCUAGCAACCAGCCUCGACGAAGCGGUUAAUCCAACCAAUCCGUAUCUCAAUACGAUGUUGCGCAUCCUGGCCACACGCUGCAUGAUGCAGGCGGUCUACUUCAUAAGUGGUACGUUGCAGCGUGAGGAAUUCUUCCACUACGGUCUGGCUGCCCCGAUCUACACGCACUUUACCUCACCGAUCCGUCGGUAUGCCGAUGUGAUCGUUCAUCGUCUACUGGCCGCUUGUAUUGGAGCUGACUCCACAUACCCAGAGCUGCUGGACAAGAAGCUAAACUCAAAUCUUUGCAACAAUCUAAACUACCGAAACCGUAUGGCUCAGUACGCUGGUCGUGCUUCGGUCGCCCUGCACACCCAUCUGUUCUUCCGCAAUCGGUCCGAGGAUGAACAAGCUUUCGUACUGUUUGUGCGUAAGAAUGCCCUCCAGAUACUGGUGCCAAAGUAUGGAUUCGAGGGAACGAUCUACGUGGCGGGACGAGACAAUCAGGAGAUUAAAAAUGGUGUCCGAUUCGUCUACGAUGAGGAGCAGCAAACGCAACGCUGUGGCGAUGUGGUAUUCCGUGCCUUCGAUCCCGUUACCGUGCGGUUGAGCCUUGAUUCAACGAAUGUACAGCACGAAAAGCUCGUAUUCGAGCUGGUGCGCCCCUACAUCGCUGGAUUCAGUGUUGACACUGGGGAUGUCAAGGACGAAGCAGCACCAGCAGCAGCAGCAGCAGCAGCACCAGUUGCAGAAACACCUGCAAAGCGGAAAGCUGAUCCAACACCAAGUAAAACGAAGAAAAACAAAAAGGGGAAAUAAAGCAGUGAAUCCCGUAAAACAUGUUUUACGCACCAGUACAACAAGCAAAAAUGUUAUAAUAAAUACAAUAUUCAAUUGUAAAAUGGUUUUCUAUUGUUUGUUUUAUUUUAAGGAAACAU